Molecule: messenger RNA, 492 nt
Organism: Acanthosepion pharaonis
Lineage: Eukaryota; Metazoa; Mollusca; Cephalopoda; Sepiida; Sepiidae
Source: the annotation of a GenBank genome assembly
AUGAUUGAUAUCUAUCUAUCUAUCUAUCUAUCUAUCUAUCUAUCUCAGUCUGUUUAUAUCUAUCUAUCUACUAUCUAUCUAUCGAUCGAUCUAUCUCAGUCUAUUCAUAUCUAUCUAUCUAUCUAUCUAUCUAUCUAUCUAUCUAUCUAUCUAUCUAUCUAUCUAUCUAUCUAUCUAUCUCUGUUCAUAUCUAUCAAUCUAUCUCAGUCUGUUCAUAUCUAUCUAUCUAUCUAUCUAUCUAUCUAUCUAUCUAUCUAUCUCUGUUCAUAUCUAUCAAUCUAUCUCAGUCUGUUCAUAUCUAUCUAUCUAUCUAUCUAUCUAUCUAUCUCAGUCUGUUUAUAUCUAUAUACUAUCUAUCGAUCGAUCGAUCUAUCUCAGUCUAUUCAUAUCUAUCUAUCUAUCUAUCUAUCUAUCUAUCUAUCUAUCUAUGUUGUGUGCAUUUGUGUACGUACAUAUGUAAGUAUGUAUCUCAUUCUGUUCGUAUGUAUGUAA